Vicugna pacos (alpaca) is the source of this 1079-nucleotide messenger RNA. NCBI's taxonomy places the organism in Eukaryota, Metazoa, Chordata, Mammalia, Artiodactyla, Camelidae. The record is from RefSeq and is a predicted model, not a curated record.
GUAGUUUCCGUUUCCACCAACUUUUCCUUUUCCGGUCCUCGAGGAGUCCGCGCCGGCCCGGUCUGCGGCUUCACCCCGGGUGUGGGAGGCGACGGAAUCAUGGCGAUGUUUGAGCAGAUGAGAGCAAACGUGGGCAAGUUGCUCAAGGGUAUCGACAGGUACAAUCCUGAGAAUCUGGCCACCCUGGAGCGCUAUGUGGAGACACAGGCCAAGGAGAAUGCCUAUGAUCUGGAAGCCAACCUGGCUGUCCUAAAGCUGUACCAGUUCAACCCAGCCUUCUUUCAGACCACGGUCACCGCCCAGAUCCUGCUGAAGGCCCUCACCAACCUACCCCACACCGACUUCACGCUGUGCAAGUGUAUGAUCGACCAGGCACACCAAGAAGAACGGCCGAUCAGGCAGAUUUUGUACCUCGGAGACCUGCUGGAGACCUGCCACUUCCAGGCCUUCUGGCAAGCCCUGGAUGAAAACAUGGACCUCUUGGAGGGUAUAACUGGCUUUGAAGACUCUGUCCGGAAAUUUAUCUGCCACGUGGUGGGCAUCACUUACCAGCACAUCGAUCGCUGGCUGCUGGCCGAGAUGCUUGGGGAUCUGACAGACACUGUUUGUGGCCUUGGGAACGCAGCCUUGAACAACACAGAAUGGCUCAGAUUCGUUCUCGUGGCAGUAGCACCACAGAUAAUGAAUGAGGAUGAGGUACUGGCGAUUGAACGAACCCAGGACCUCGUGCAUGCUAAGCUUGCGCUCUACCAUUUGAGCUAUACUCUCCCCCCUUGGAUAAUUUUGCCUUUUAAGGUGGAUUUUUUUGUGGGGUGUUAUUUGUUUAUUUUCAGUAGAAGCUAAGUUUUAUUGGACAGUUUGUCUCAGGCACUAUACUAAGUGCUUUACAUCCAGUAGAUGUUUUAUGUAUUUAAAAGUGAAAUUAAAUCAGAAGGGGAUGAGACAACCCUUAGAAUGGAGUGUAAAGAAAAGCAGAUGAAUCUAUCAAAUUGAUAAGUGUCACGCAGAAAAGAAUUAUUUCAACUAAUAGAACAUCUCUCUGGCCACACAUCCUUGCUGGCAUAUUUUCUAAGAGCAAA